Hyla sarda is the source of this 2312-nucleotide messenger RNA. RefSeq names its product aminolevulinate dehydratase (gene ALAD). The transcript is spliced from 13 exons. Lineage: Eukaryota; Metazoa; Chordata; Amphibia; Anura; Hylidae. Gene Ontology annotation, biological process: heme biosynthetic process. Gene Ontology annotation, cellular component: cytosol. The record is from RefSeq and is a predicted model, not a curated record. Gene Ontology annotation, molecular function: zinc ion binding; porphobilinogen synthase activity. The coding region runs from base 16 to 1125 and encodes 369 amino acids.
CAACAGUCAUUUAGUAUGCUGACUCUGAGAUCCAUAGGCUUUGUGGAGAUCAUUGGAGAGAUGUGCGGUUCUGAGUUGGAAAACACCGCACGGCUGCUGCUUCCUGAUCAUGCGGGCUCCAUAACAAACAGAAUGCAAAUGGACUCCAUACUGCACAGCGGGUACUUCCACCCCGUCCUCCGGGCCUGGCAGACCACGGCGACCAGCCUCAACGCCUCCAAUCUCAUGUACCCGAUCUUCAUCACGGAUAGUGCUGAUGCAGUAGAACCGAUCAACAGCCUGCCGGGGCAAGCCAGAUAUGGAGUUAACAAGCUGGAGGAGAUGUUGCGCCCCCUGGUGGAGAAUGGACUGAAGUGUGUUCUUAUCUUUGGUGUCCCGAGCAAAGUCAUAAAGGAUGAUCGCGGAUCGGCGGCUGACGCAGACGACACACCAGCAAUCCUGGCUAUCCGGAAGAUCCGCAGCCUAUUUCCUCAGCUGCUCAUAGCUUGUGAUGUUUGCUUAUGUCCCUACACCUCACAUGGACACUGCGGAAUCCUACGAGAAGACGGCACCAUCCAGAACGAGACCAGCUGUCAGCGACUAGCAGAGGUGGCCCUGGCGUAUGCACGUGCAGGGUGUCACGUGAUUGCGCCCUCCGAUAUGAUGGACGGCAGAAUCAGGGCCAUUAAGAAGGCUUUACUAUCCAAUGACUUUGGGAAUAGGGUUUCCGUUCUAAGUUACAGCGCAAAAUUUGCCUCCUGCUUCUAUGGCCCAUUUAGAGACGCGGCUCAGUCCAAACCUGCGUUCGGUGACCGAAAAUGUUACCAGCUACCUCCUGGAGCAAGAGGUCUGGCCAGCAGGGCAGUGGACCGUGAUGUACGUGAAGGUGCAGACAUGCUGAUGGUGAAGCCCGGAAUGCCAUAUUUGGACCUUGUUAGAGAAGUGAAGGACAAGCACCCUGACCUACCUCUAGCUGUGUACCACGUAUCGGGGGAGUAUGCCAUGCUGUGGCAUGGAGCGCAGGCAGGAGCCUUUGACCUCAAGGUAGCGGUAUUAGAAGCCAUGACUGGAUUCAGGAGAGCGGGCGCUGACAUCAUCAUCACCUAUUACACCCCACAACUCCUCAAAUGGGUGAAGGAAUUGUGAGAGGAGCCUGGAAGGAGACGCAGCGGACGGGGGACCGUGUGCAGAGAUAAAAUAGUGGAUCAGACUCAGCAACAACCUGAUAUUACUGCAUCGUAUAAUGAGAUUUGCACUAGAAGUAGUAAUAUUCUUAUGCUUGAUGCAAAUUACAUAAUUAUACAAUAUAAAUAUAUUUGAUCAGUUUCAGAACAGACAAUUCAGUGAUCCAUACAACCUGGGAAUACACGAUUGAGGUCACUAUCAUGUUUAUUUCUGCCACUUGUGGUCUGAGUGAUGACCCCAGAUCUGUACAGUAGUGUGGGGGAUGCAGUGUUGUCACCUAUUGCAAAGAAACAGUCAGGAUUAGAAAAACAAAGCUGCUUUCAUCCAGACACAGCGCCACCCUUGUCCUCAGGUUGUGUGUGGUAUUGCGGCUCAGUUUCAUCCAAGUGAAUGGAGCGAAGUUGUAAUAUCACACACAACCUAAGGACAGGUGUGGGCGCUGUUUCUAAAACAAAGCAGUUUAUUUUAUUUUUAUUUUUUUAACAAGAUUUUUGUAUGACUUAAACAAUGGGAAACCACUCUAAUUUAAAUUUUUUUUUUUUUUAGCUUACUUUACAUAAUUGCAUUCUGUUACAAACAGGCCUGUAUAAUUUUAAUAUUUUUUUUUUGUCAUUUAUAUUUACAAUUCUUGAGAAUUUAGACUUUUAAAGUAUAUGAAUCUGUUGCCAAUGUUAGUGCUAAAGCAGUGGUCUGCCCAACUAGGGCUCUAUGGCAAAACUACAACUCCCAGCAUCACCUGACUACCAGCAGAGGGCACACUGGAAGUUGUAGUCCUGCCACAGGUUGAAGACUAUUGCACCAAACCCUGAUAGUACAUGUUGCACUGCAUGUGCCGCCUUAUGUCUGCCAAAACAUAGAUUAAAAUAAAGGCUAAUAGGUAUUUUACAGACACACAAUAAAUCAAUGAAAAAUAAAUUACACGCACAAGUGUUUGCAUUUUAGAUGUCAUUUUGCUUUACACUUUUAAUGUAAGGUUUUUCUGAAAUCUGCUUUUUAGUGUAUUCAUGGCUACAUAUUUUAAUGUUAUUGCAUUGUGUUUUAGCUCAGUCCUGUCUCAUGAUUAUGAAGGAAAAGAACGACCUACAUCAUAUGAUGGUCUUUUAACCACAAAGCAUUAUCCGGUUUAUAAAAUAAAAAAUAUCAUCGAU